AUGCUGAGGUCGACUUUGACAAAGAGUAAACAUCAGCUACUACUGUCAGCAGCUCGCAAACACGCCUGCAGACCCUUGAUUGCUCGUUUGCAGCACACAAAGACAUCGCCAACAGAGGAACGACCUGGUGUCUUUUCUCCCUUUUUUUCACCUACAGCAGAAGAACAAGCAGAGGAGAAAGCACGGCGCCAUUAUCCUCGUCAAACCGCCUACGACACAGCGAAAUGCAAAUCGCCGCCUACUCGCAACAAGAUGCUCGUACGUGAUUUCAUUGACGAUUCUCUGUAUAACCCCAACUAUGGUUAUUUCUCCAAACAAGCCGUCAUCUUUUCACCCGAGACAGACUUUGAUUUCAACAACAUGCGAGAUCAUUUGGAAUUCAUGAAUGUGUUGGGCCAAUUGUACAAGGAUAUCGAAGGAGAGGCUGACGAAGUGGAUGAAGUGGCGAGACAAGUGUGGCAUACACCCACUGAAUUGUUCAAGCCGUGGUACGGUUAUGCCAUUGCUAAAUACUUGGUGUCCGAGUACAAAUUAAACUUGUUUCCACACAAGGAUCUGAUUAUUUACGAAAUGGGUGCUGGUAACGGUACCUUGAUGAUGAACAUUUUGGACUAUAUUCAACAAAACGAACCGGCUGUAUAUAAGAGAACACAAUACAACAUUAUUGAAAUUUCAGGCAAAUUGGCAGAGAGACAGUCAGAACGACAAGAUGUGAGGGAGGCCAAGGAUCAGCAUAAAUGUGUCAAGAUCAUCAACAAGAGUAUCUUUGAUUGGGAUAUCCAUGUGCCUGAUCAAUGCUUCUUUUUAGGCAUGGAAGUUAUUGAUAACUUUGCUCACGACCUCAUUCGUUAUGAUAUCGAUACACUCAAGCCUUACCAAGCACUUGUCAGCACAGACGCCAAGGGCGAAUACACGGAAGUCUAUGAACCUGUAGGCAGCGAUCCUUUGAUUAACAGGUAUCUGGCCAUGAGAGACCAAACCCGAUACAGAUCACCUGUGCUGUCCAAGCACUUGUGGCUCAAAUGUCUGCAAUCUUUACCAUUGGCACCCAACAUGACCUCUGCAGAGUUUAUCCCCACCAAACUGUUCAUGCUACUGGAAACCCUCAAGACACAUUUUCCUCAGCACCGACUUGUGCUGUCUGAUUUCUCAUCGCUGCCUGAUGCAGUAGACGGCGUGGAUGCACCUGUCGUCCAGACACGUUACAGAGGCACCAUGGUGCCUUGCUCUACCUACAUGGUGCAGCCAGGCUGGUUUGAUAUCUUCUUUCCAACCAACUUUGAGCUGCUGAGAGACCUGUAUCUGCUGGUGUGCCGUGGAUCAAGAGCGGGCAACGACAAGACCGUCAAGGUGUUGACACAUCGAGAGUUUUGUGAGCGAUAUGGCGACGUAGAAAAGACAACCACGCGCAGUGGGGAGAACCCCAUGCUUAUGUAUUAUGAAAACAUGAAGAUGAUCAUUACUUGA
Messenger RNA from Mucor velutinosus, 1467 nucleotides. RefSeq lists its product as uncharacterized. The coding region runs from base 1 to 1467 and encodes 488 amino acids. The transcript has 3 exons. The record is from RefSeq and is a predicted model, not a curated record. Gene Ontology annotation, molecular function: protein-arginine omega-N symmetric methyltransferase activity. NCBI's taxonomy places the organism in Eukaryota, Fungi, Mucoromycota, Mucoromycetes, Mucorales, Mucoraceae. Gene Ontology annotation, cellular component: mitochondrion.